CAAAACGGGUCCCAUCCGAUCACCUGUCCUUACAAAGUGGGCCCAGGAUACAGCGACCCAACCAAACCCCGCCGCACACGGUUUCCUCCCUCCCACCCGCGCCGCCACCGACACCUCCCCUACGCCCUAGCUCCUCGCCCCCCGCCGCCGCCGCCGCCGCCGACGACGACGACCGCGCGUGUCCCUCCCUCGCCGGAGUAGUGAGGGGGGCACCGCGAGAAUGGAUUGCUGCCGGCGCGUGAACCCGUUCCGCGCCUGCUCGCCGCUGCGGGGGCUCGGGUACCUCAUGCUGGCCUUCGUGGCCGCCAUCGUCGCCGUCUCCUACUACGCCGUCGUCGUCUACACCUGGGGCCCUCUGCUGCUCGGCGGCGGCGCCGCGGCCGGGGCCGCGGCCGUCCUCGUCGCCUUCCACCUACUGCUUGCAAUGAUUAUAUGGUGCUACUUGAUGGUUGUUUUCACCGAUCCUGGUGCUGUACCUGAAAACUGGAGACAUGCUUCUGAAGAGGAUGGCAUAGGUGUGAACUCUAGGACUAUAUCAUAUAAUUGGGAUGCUACAUACCCCAAUCCAGAAGGGCAAAGUGCACAAAAAUAUUGUUCUCGCUGCCAAAAUGGCAAGCCGCCUCGUUGUCACCAUUGUUCUGUUUGUAACAGAUGUGUGCUCAAAAUGGACCAUCAUUGCGUUUGGGUGGUAAAUUGUGUUGGGGCAAGGAACUACAAAUAUUUUCUCCUUUUCCUGGUAUAUACAUUUGUUGAAACAGUGUUGGAUACAUUGGUACUACUUCCUUACUUUAUUGAGUUCUUCCGAGAUGAAAGCAGACGUUCCAGCUCACCUGGCGAUAUUGCUAUUCUAUUUGUUACUUUUGUUCUUAAUUUGGCAUUUGCACUGAGCCUUCUAUGUUUCAUUGGAAUGCACGCAUCUCUUGUUACAAGUAAUACGACUUCUAUAGAGGUCCAUGAGCGAAGGAAUUCAGUCUCAUGGAAGUAUGACCUGGGAUGGAGAAAAAACUUGGAGCAGGUUUUUGGCACCAAAAAGUUGCUCUGGUUUCUUCCAUUGUACUCUGCUGAGGAUCUGCACAACAUUGGAGCACUUCAUGGCCUUGAAUUCCCUACUCGAUCUGAUGCAGUCGUCUGACUACAUGUACUUCCACCAGCAUCUUGUUCAAAAUAUUCCAUAUUGCCGACUCACUUGUAGAUUAAGCUACCUGAUUUCUGUACAGAAAUCCAUCGUCGUUCUUUCAUAGGAAGUGUGAAAUGCAAUAUCAUUCUUUUUGUAUAGUUUUGUGGUACUUGAUCCAUGGACCAUACUAAAUUACACAAAAUCAUGUUAAUUCUUUGGUUGAUUUAAACGGCGUGUAUCAUUUCAAUUGAAGAUCUUCACAAGGUCAUUAUGAAUA
Messenger RNA from Oryza sativa Japonica Group (Japanese rice), 1394 nucleotides. RefSeq names its product probable protein S-acyltransferase 12. Lineage: Eukaryota; Viridiplantae; Streptophyta; Magnoliopsida; Poales; Poaceae. Gene Ontology annotation, molecular function: palmitoyltransferase activity. The record is from RefSeq and is a predicted model, not a curated record.